This is a messenger RNA of Pisolithus orientalis, 399 nucleotides long. RefSeq lists its product as uncharacterized. Lineage: Eukaryota; Fungi; Basidiomycota; Agaricomycetes; Boletales; Pisolithaceae. The annotation marks the transcript as partial. The record is from RefSeq and is a predicted model, not a curated record. The transcript is spliced from 2 exons.
AUUUUAUGGGAUUUAUAUGAACACAACUUCUGGUUUGAGUUGGUUGCUCUUGACCAUGUGAUGAUGCCUAGCUUGUGGUCAAAUUUGGAUUCAGAGCAGCUCGAUCACAUCCAGCAGAUUUUCCCUGGUGAUUUGGAACUCACCAUGUGUGCUGAGCCUUUCCCUCAGCAAAAUCAAGGCCUCGGCGCAUCUGACUUUCAAUUGGAACAGGAGUAUGUAGAGAAGCUCUGGGCAUUACUUGCUGUAUGGCCAGGAUGCCCCUCAGACUUGGCAGAGCCAAUUAUGCCAUUAGCAUCAUUGUCACAUGUCUGGGCAAUGGAAAAGAAGUUGGCUAUAUUUUAUGUACAGUUGUUCUUUGAUACUUUUGGUCAUCUGCCCCUUCUUCCCCACCUUAUUCCA